AAACCCUCCCCCAGCAACUUUCGCCCCUGAAGCAGUCCACCAUGCAUUCCGCCGUGAACCGCGCGCAGAGCGUCUUCAGCUUCUUCACCACCGUGGCCUUCGUCUUGGCCGGGCUGACCUCCCUCACCGUGCUGCUGUAUCCCGCCCACGAUGUGACUAGUUCUGUCCAGCUGAAGAACGUCCAGGUACUCAAGGGCCGUCCGAUGUACUACUCGACCAAAAAGGAGGACUAUGCACAGAUCAAAUUUGAUCUAGAUGCAGACCUCACCCCCCUCUUCAACUGGAACACGAAACAGCUCUUCGUGUACGUGAUCGCGAGCUACUCCUCCGCCUCGCCCAAAGACCGCGAGACAGUCCCCUACACGGAAUCCAUCAUCUGGGACACGAUCAUCCCGGCGCCCGAAUCGGCGUACUCCCUGACUGCGCUGCGCGAGCAGUACUGGCCCGCUAAAUCGACGAAACGGUCCACCACCAAGAAAUCCAAUACGAAGAAGCCCAAAAAGGCAGACGAGCCGGGUGUUCUGCGCCUGCGCAACCAGCGGGCUAAGUACCAGAUCACCGAUAUCACGGGCAAGAUGGCUGAGCGCGAAAACGUAACCCUCACCGUCGGGUGGAACGUGCAGCCCUGGGUCGGGGCUUUGUGGUGGAGUCCUGGCACGGGUGCCGUGCCGCAUACCGCUGGUGGUGCGGGGAGGAGCGAGGCGUUUGAUUUCCCUGCUCUGAAGGGGAGUACCAAGGCGGCUACUGGGGGGAGCCAAAAAGCGUAGAUGGGGAAGAAGUUAUUAUUUAUAAUAAAGGCGCAUUUUAAAAACCCCGAUACGAGUACAAGUCAUGAAAAGCUAGCAUAACAGAAAACCCAAAUCAUCACACACAUCAUGCUAUUUAAAAAAAGAAACAGAAGAACCGCCUUUCUUUCAUAGUCUUGGUAACAUUUCACAUGGUCCCGUAACCCCGACCGGAAUGGCCACCGUUCUGGAUUCGUUCCGAGUACACGCCUGGCGCAUUGCGCUGCAUUGAUCGAGACGCAGGAUCCAUCUUGCUUCGUUGGUA
Messenger RNA from Penicilliopsis zonata CBS 506.65, 1050 nucleotides. RefSeq lists its product as hypothetical. The coding region runs from base 42 to 767 and encodes 241 amino acids. The record is from RefSeq and is a predicted model, not a curated record. Gene Ontology annotation, cellular component: membrane; signal peptidase complex. NCBI's taxonomy places the organism in Eukaryota, Fungi, Ascomycota, Eurotiomycetes, Eurotiales, Aspergillaceae. Gene Ontology annotation, biological process: protein targeting to ER. The transcript has 3 exons.